AUGAGUUUUAUCAUGAAACUUCACAGACACUUUCAAAGAACAGUUAUUUUGCUGGCCACUUUUUGUAUGGUGAGCAUAGUUAUUUCUGCGUACUACUUGUAUACUGGCUACAAACAGGAAAAUGAGCUUCCUGAAGUCUCUUCAGAAGUGGAAUGUGGUGAUCUUCAACUGUUACCAUACAAGCUGAUGGAGAUGAAGACCAUGAAGCCUGUUGAUCCCCUGAGGACAGAUCUUGUAGUGCUGGUGUUUGUGGAAAGUCAGUACUCAGCAUUAGGCCAAGAUAUAAUAACCAUAUUAGAAUCUAGCAGAUUUCAGUUUCACAUUGAGAUUGCACCUGGAAAAGGUGACCUCCCUGUGCUCAUAGACAAAAAUAAAGGCAAAUAUGCUCUCAUAGUGUAUGAAAAUAUUCUAAAGUAUGUGAAUAUGGACUCUUGGAACAGAGGUCUUCUAGAUAAGUACUGUAUAGAAUAUGGUGUAGGUGUUAUUGGAUUCCACAAAGGCACUGAGAACAGCUUGCAGAGCUUUCAGUUGAAGGGCUUUCCUUUCCAUGUCCACAGCAAUCUGGGUAUUAAGGACUGUUGCAUUAACCCUCAUUCCCCACUGCUCCAUGUGACUAAGUCUUCUAAGCUUGAGAAAGGUCCCUUGCUUGGAAAUGACUGGGCGGUUUUCCAGAUUAAUCAUACAGCUUAUCAACCAGUGAUAUUUGCAAAAGUAAAGACACCAGAAAACCUUUCACCACCUGCUGCUAAAAGUGCUCUCCAUGCCACAGUAAUUCAUGACCUGGGGCUCCACGAUGGGAUUCAACGAGUCCUUUUUGGCAAUAACUUGAAUUUUUGGCUGCACAAGCUGAUUUUCAUAGAUGCCAUCUCUUUCCUGUCUGGAAAGAAGCUCAGACUCUCCUUGGAUAGGUAUAUUCUGGUUGACAUAGAUGACAUCUUCGUUGGGAAGGAGGGAACAAGAAUGAACACCAACGAUGUACAGGCGCUGCUUGACACUCAGAAUCUUUUGAGAGCUCAGAUUGCAAAUUUCACUUUCAACCUGGGAUUUUCAGGGAAAUUCUAUCACACAGGCACUGAGGAGGAAGAUGAAGGUGAUGAUCUCUUGUUGAGGUCAGUAGAUGAGUUUUGGUGGUUUCCCCACAUGUGGAGUCACAUGCAGCCUCACCUCUUCCACAACGAGUCGUCGCUGGUGGAGCAGAUGAUCCUCAACAAAAAAUUUGCCUUAGAACAUGGUAUUCCAACUGACUUCGGCUAUGCGGUGGCUCCACACCAUUCUGGAGUCUAUCCAGUGCAUGUUCAACUUUAUGAUGCCUGGAAAAAGGUGUGGAAUAUCAGAGUUACCAGCACAGAAGAAUAUCCACAUCUGAAGCCUGCAAGGUAUAGACGAGGCUUCAUCCACAAAAAUAUCAUGGUGCUUCCUAGGCAGACUUGUGGCUUAUUCACCCACACGAUUUUCUAUAAAGAGUAUCCUGGAGGCCCAAAGGAACUAGACAAAAGCAUUCAAGGAGGAGAGUUGUUCUUCACAGUGGUUCUCAAUCCAAUCAGCAUCUUCAUGACACAUUUGUCUAAUUAUGGAAACGACCGCCUGGGGUUAUACACCUUUGUGAAUCUGGCCAACUUUGUGCAUACUUGGACAAACCUGAAACUGCAAACUCUUCCUCCAGUGCAGCUGGCUCACAAGUAUUUUGAACUGUUCCCUGAGCAAAAGGACCCUCUCUGGCAGAAUCCGUGUGAUGACAAACGGCACAGAGAUAUCUGGUCUAAAGAAAAAACCUGUGAUCGGUUACCAAAAUUCUUGGUUGUAGGACCCCAGAAAACUGGUACCACAGCCUUGUAUUUGUUCUUGAUCAUGCAUCCUUCCAUCAUUAGUAACUCCCCCAGCCCAAAAACCUUUGAGGAGGUACAGUUCUUUAAUAGAAAUAACUACCACAGGGGGAUUGAUUGGUACAUGGAUUUCUUCCCCACUCCUUCUAAUGUCACCACAGAUUUCCUCUUUGAGAAAAGUGCCAACUAUUUCCAUUCUGAGGAAGCUCCUAAGCGAGCUGCUUCCCUCAUCCCCAAGGCUAAGAUCAUCACCAUCCUCAUUGACCCAUCCGAUCGGGCGUAUUCCUGGUAUCAGCAUCAGCGAUCGCAUGAAGAUCCUGCAGCUCUUAAGUUCAGCUUCUAUCAGGUGAUCACAGCUGGACCUCGAGCCCCAUCUGAGCUUAGAACUCUCCAGAAGAGAUGCCUAGCACCUGGAUGGUAUGCUACCCAUAUUGAAAGAUGGCUAACUUACUUCCCCCCGUAUCAGUUGCUAAUUAUUGAUGGACAACAGCUGAGAGCUGACCCGUCUGCCGUAAUGGAUGAAGUACAGAAAUUUCUGGGAGUCUCUCCUCAUUAUAAUUACUCUGAAGCCCUUACGUUCGAUUCACAUAAAGGUUUCUGGUGUCAGCUGCUGGAAGAAGGAAAAACAAGGUGUCUUGGAAAGAGCAAAGGUAGAAAAUACCCUCCUAUGGAUUCUGAGUGCAGGGCUUUCCUGUCAAGCUACUACAGAGAUCACAAUGUGGAACUGUCAAAACUCCUACACAAACUGGGACAACCUCUGCCAUCAUGGCUGAGACAGGAGCUGCAGAAAGUAAGAUAG
Chaetura pelagica (chimney swift) is the source of this 2622-nucleotide messenger RNA. RefSeq names its product N-deacetylase/N-sulfotransferase (heparan glucosaminyl) 3 (gene NDST3). Gene Ontology annotation, molecular function: deacetylase activity; heparan sulfate N-sulfotransferase activity. NCBI's taxonomy places the organism in Eukaryota, Metazoa, Chordata, Aves, Apodiformes, Apodidae. The transcript has 13 exons. The record is from RefSeq and is a predicted model, not a curated record. Gene Ontology annotation, cellular component: Golgi apparatus. The coding region runs from base 1 to 2622 and encodes 873 amino acids.